Molecule: messenger RNA, 4629 nt
Organism: Gekko japonicus
Lineage: Eukaryota; Metazoa; Chordata; Lepidosauria; Squamata; Gekkonidae
Gene: AASDH
Product: aminoadipate-semialdehyde dehydrogenase
Exons: 15
Coding region: 104-3439 (1111 amino acids)
Biological process (GO): amino acid activation for nonribosomal peptide biosynthetic process
Molecular function (GO): protein binding
Source: RefSeq, a predicted model, not a curated record
GUGGGACACACACUGCUUGCAAGCUGUAUCCAAUAAAAACCUGCUUAAUCGAAGGAGACCUGUCUUGAGAAGUUAUUAUUGGUACGCUGUGCACGUAUUGGUGAUGACUCUUCAGCAGAUUGUUCGAACAGCAGCCAGGUUAUAUCCUGAGAGGAGAGCAGUAUGCUUUGAUGAGUGCAACAAUAAGACUCCCGCCACGUACACAUAUAAGACAGUUACCACCCUAGCCACAGAACUGACUGAUUUUUUGAGGGGAAAGUGUAAUCUCACUGAAAAUUUUGUGAUAGGCCUCUACUGCUGUCCAGGGAUAAAUCUGCCUUCUUGGAUUAUAGGAAUUCUCCAAGUGCCAGCUGCUUAUUCCCCUAUUGAUCCAGAUGCUCUGCCAACCCUGUCUACUUACAUUAUGGAAAAGUGCAACUUCAGAUAUGUCCUUGUGGAGAAAGUCAUACUUGAUAAAUUCAAAGUCACGUUUGGACACUUGUUCUGCCAUAAUUCCCUUGAAAUACAGAGCGUUGGCUUAAUUCUUUUCCAAAGGAACAGCAGUAGUAUUGAUGUAAAUCUGUUGAUGGAUCAUGAAAAUGAUAAAAAUGAAAGGCCUGCAGUGACAAAUUGCUGGGAGGAAAAUAUUUUAGGCCAGACUGAGACAAAGCAAUCCAAAGAGCUGUUGGAUGCCAGAAAGAAAUACUCCUUAGCCUAUGUUUUGCAUACAUCGGGAACAACAGGGAUUCCAAAAAUUGUCAGAGUGCCCCACAGAUGCAUAAUACCAAAUAUUCUUCAUCUGCGAGAUCUGUUUCAAAUCACCCCAGAUGAUGUGAUAUUCAUGGCCUCUUACAUGACAUUUGAUCCAUCUGUAGUUGAGCUAUUUGUUACUCUGGCGAGUGGAGCUUCUCUGCUUAUUGUACCCCAGAUUAUUAAAAUGAUGCCCCAGGAGCUGUCUGAGGCUCUCUUUGAGCGCCACCGAGUAUCUGUAUUACAGGCCACACCAACACUUCUGAGAAGAUUUGGAGUUCAGCGCAUCAAAUCAACUGUGCUAUCUGCCAGUACUUCGCUGCGAGUCCUAGCUCUUGGCGGAGAAGUGUUUCCUGACCUGAAUGUGCUGAGAAGCUGGAAAGGAGAAGGAAAUAAAACACAGGUGUUUAAUAUCUAUGGCAUUACAGAAGUCUCUUGCUGGGCUACAUGCUACAAGGUCCCUGAAGCGUUAUUUGAUUCUGAUCACCGAUUUGAUUCCCUUAUACCAUUGGGGACCCCAUUAUCUGGAACAAGAGUUGAAGUCAGAAAUUCCAGUGGUUCUGCCAUUCUGGAAGGUGAAGGUCAAGUGUUUAUAGGAGGUGAAGAACGUGUCUGUUUCCUUGAUGGCGAAGUUCCAUCGCCUGGGGCCACCAUGAGAGCAACUGGAGAUUUUGUAAGAGUUAAGGAUGGAGAAAUGUUUUACUUGGGGCGGAAGGACAAUCAGAUUAAGCUUCAUGGCAAGAGGCUCAAUAUUGAAUGGAUUCAGCAGCUUGCGGAAGACAACUGUCAAGUGGAAGCCUGCGCUGUGAUAUGGUACCAAAAAGAGAAAUUGAUUCUGUUUGUUGUGCCCAAAGGCAGUUUCAGACGAGAAGAUCUUUUCAGAAAACUCCAGGGAUGUCUCCCCAGCCACUCAGUCCCAGUUGAGCUUUUGCUGAUCGACGCUUUGCCUUUGACAUCACAUGGGAAAGUUGAUGUGUCUGAGCUGAACAAGAUCUACAGCAGCCAUCUGAAUUCCAGAAGGAGUGACAGGAAGCUGAAUAAGAAAGAAGAAUUGUGGGAGAGACUGCAGGGGUUCUGGAAGUCUCUUCUGAAUCUUCCUGAUGAUUCCAGCAGCAUUUCGGAAGAUUCAUCAUUUUUGAACAGCGGUGGAGAUUCUUUAAGAUCGUUACACCUCCACGAUGAAAUUGAAAAUCUGGUUGGCAGGGCCAUUCCUGGCCUCCUGGAAGUUAUUCUCAGUCGCUCCAUUGCUGAAGUCUACAAACAUGUCCUGCAAGCCGCUUUUCCAAGCGAAGAUCAAAAGUUAAGUUGCAACAGCUCCGAAAAAAGGAAACGGAGAAACAGUAGUGGAGAGGAGCCAAGGAUAAAGGCUGUGAAGCCAAACGUUGGAAGGUCCCUAAAAAGUGAAGCCCACAGUGUUGGAUUCGUUGCAGUAAGCCGCGGAAACCGAUUGUUGUCCACAGAUGAACACCUGAAGAACCAGGGUAGAGCAGGAACUCAGCUAAGAGAAUCAAUGCCCUUUCCACUUGUUCUAAGUGAACACAGAGGGAAUGAAGUUUUGAAGAGUAAUGAAACAGUUGCUAGCCAUGCAAAUACAACAGAAAUUGACUCUGUGCAACGAACUCACCUAGAAGAGAACCUUGGAAGAACUGCUGGGAAGUUGACAUUAGACGUAAGGUGGAAGUCAGACUUGGGCAAGUGUGUGGAUGCCUCUCCCCUAGUUGUAGUACCAGUCAUUGACCAGUUAUCUGCCUCUGUAUAUAUUGGAUCUCAUUCUCAUGCAAUUCAGGCAGUUGACUUGUAUUCCGGAAAAGUGAAGUGGGAGAGAUGCCUUGCAGAUCGCAUAGAGUCCUCUGCCUGCGUGUCUCUGUGUGGAAACUUCAUAAUUGUUGGGUGUUAUAAUGGGUUAGUCUAUGUACUCAGAAGCAGUAAUGGGGAAAUACGAUGGACGUUUGUUGCGGAAGAUGCUGUGAAAAGCUCUGCAGUGAUGGAUCCUUCCACGGGGCUGGUUUUUGUUGGAUCUCAUGACCAGCAUGUAUAUGCUUUAGAUAUUUAUAAGGAAGAGUGUGUCUGGAAGUUACACACUGACGCCGGAGCUGUAUUUUCCUCCCCUUGCCUAAACCUCUUGCCACACCACCUAUACAUUGCUACACUCGGAGGGCUGUUACUGGCUGUAAACCCUGUUACGGGGAGUCCAAUCUGGAAAGGCGUUUGUGGAAAACCUGUCUUUUCAUCACCACAUUGCAACAAGGACUGUGUGUGUGUCGGAUGUGUAGAUGGAAAUUUGUAUUGCUUUAGCCACUUCGGAGAAAAGGUCUGGCAGUUUUCCACUAAUGGGCCAAUUUUUUCAUCACCAUGCCUUUCCAGUUUUGCUAGAGAAGUAUUCUUUGGCUCCCAUGACCACUUUACUUACUGUUGUAAUAGGGAAGGUGAUUUAAUGUGGAAAUUUGAAACCACAUCAACAGUAUAUGCAACACCAUUUGUUUUCCACAGUCGUGACUUGGAGGAUAAAACACUUCUGGCAGUAAUAUCUACAGAUGGCAGAAUUUGGAUCUUGAACGCUAAGACUGGUGUGGUAGAAGGUUCAGGGAAACUUCCAGGGGAAGUGUUCUCUUCUCCUGUCGUAUGGGGAACUAAGCUUGUUGUUGGCUGUAGAAAUAACUAUGUUUAUUGCCUGGAUUUAUGUAUAUCAAAAAACAGUAAGACUGCCUGAAAUCUGCAGUGGACAGUUUCCUUUUCAGACUUUUCCUCCCAUAUGUUUGAGCUCUGGUUAUUCCAACUGUGCACCUUUUGGACCCUGUCAUGUUUAUAAAAAUAAAGCAUCAAAGGCAAGGUUGUGUUAACAAUUUAAACUAACAAUAUGAUCUGCAUCUCCGCUAAGCCUGGGUGCUUAAAAUUAAAUUGAUGCCAUUGUUUGUGCAUAUUGUACAGAUAACCAGGAAUCCUUUAGAAAGCAUAUUAGACGUGGUUAUAACUAGCUAUAUGUAUUAGCUAAUUAAAAGCAUGAUAAAUAUGCACUGUGUUUGUUGCCAACUCAGAUUCAUUAACACACUUUCAAAACUGGAAUUGAAUUUUUCUCAGGGACAAAUGGUGAUAUGUAACAUUUAACAACUUGUUUAAAAUAAUACGAGGCUAUGAAUGUACAAACCCAUAAUCAUUUGAUUGCAGCAAAAAUUGUUUGGGGCAUGUUACUGAAAACUACUGAGUUAGUUAACUAAGACCUUAGGUAUUGUAGGAACAGAUGAGCUGACUGAUGCAGUUUCCCAAAGAAUGGAUCUGUUCACUUCAGUAACUUCUAGUGGAGAACUCUUGCAAUUUUGAAAGUUUGUAUGAACGAUAAAUUAAAAUGGAUAUAUUUAAGAUGUUUAGAUAGUUCCAAAUAUUAGAAGUGCCUGGCUCUGUUUUGUUUCCCCAUAGCAUCUGUUUUACUAAUGGCAUACUUAUGGCAUGUUGAAGAAUUGUGCACAUUGCACGGAGGAACUAUUAAAGGUAACAAUAACCUCCUAAGACAUAUGUCAGUAACACUUACUGAUCAGGAUCUCCACCUGUGUGACGAAGUGUGCACUCACACGACAGCUCACAUCUUGAUUAAAAAACUAUUGGUUCUAAAGGUGCCAUUGGACUCUAACUUUGUUGUAUUGCUUCAGACCAACAGGGCUGCCCACCUUGAUCUAUAUUUGUGGGCUGAGUUCAUGGGUGGAUGUCAUAGUAUUCAACUGAUUUUUUUUUCUCCAGAUGAAAGAAGAUAAAUUAAUAUUAUUUGGUAAUACAGAAAUUUGUUGUACUGUAAUUGUUUACAUAUUGCCAGAGAGGAUGAAGUUGAGAAUUUAAAUAUCUAUGUCAUUACAGAGCUUUUUACAAAAGUGAAUGAAUGAAUGAACGAUGAAUAAAAAGGACUUUCAC